Magnolia sinica is the source of this 2041-nucleotide messenger RNA. RefSeq names its product ABC transporter G family member 9-like. Bases 76 to 1968 code for a protein of 630 amino acids. Gene Ontology annotation, molecular function: ABC-type transporter activity; ATP binding; ATP hydrolysis activity. The transcript has 4 exons. The record is from RefSeq and is a predicted model, not a curated record. Gene Ontology annotation, cellular component: membrane. Lineage: Eukaryota; Viridiplantae; Streptophyta; Magnoliopsida; Magnoliales; Magnoliaceae.
UUUUAUAGUAGCAGCAGCGUAGAUAAAUACCUCUCCCUCGGACACCACCAACAUCACCACGGCCUUGCAAUAACAAUGGAGACAGCGGAGGUGGAGCUGAACGACUCUCAGUCUCAAAUUAAAAAUGGAGAAGCUCUUAGCAUCUUUGGAAAAACCAACCGUCAUGUUACUCUCAAGUUCGAAGAUGUGGCCUACAAGAUCAACAUAGAGAAAAGUGGGGUUUUGAGUAGGUGUUGUGGUCCCUGCAGAUCAAAGGCCAACAGUGAGAAGAUGAUCUUGAAAGGCGUCACAGGUGCAGUGUUCCCAGGGGAGAUGCUUGCCAUGUUGGGACCAUCAGGCAGCGGCAAAACGACUCUCCUCACUGCCUUAGGAGGCCGACUUGGUGGAAAACUGUCAGGCACUAUAACAUACAAUGGCAAGCCCUUUACAAAUGCCAUGAAGCGUGAUACAGGUUUUGUGACCCAAGAUGAUAUCCUCUACCCACACCUUACAGUUACUGAAACCUUAGUUUUCACUGCACUCUUGAGGCUUCCAAAUACAAUUAGUAAAGAAGAAAAACAAGGUGUAGCUAGAUUGGUCAUUAGUCAGCUUGGCCUCACAAGGUGCAAGGACAGCAUUGUAGGAGGAAAAACCGUGAGGGGAGUUUCAGGAGGAGAGAGGAAGAGGGUGAGUAUUGGACAAGAGAUACUAAUAAAUCCUACCCUUCUCUUCCUUGACGAGCCUACUUCGGGUCUAGACUCGACCACAGCUCAGACAAUUGUGUCGAUGUUGUGGGAACUGGCAGAAAAUGGGAAGACAGUGGUCAUGACCAUACACCAGCCUUCUAGCAGGAUAUUUUAUAUGUUUCACAAGGUUCUACUUCUGUCGGAAGGGAACCUUAUCUAUUUCGGAAAGGGAUCUGAAGCUUUGGAUUAUUUCUUGAGUAUUGGUCAUGCUCCAUCAGUUACAAUGAAUCCUGCUGAUUUCCUCCUUGAUCUUGCAAAUGGUAUAUCUACAGGUGAUACAGGGGAGGAUCGAGGGUCAUUGAAGCAAACCUUAGUUUCUGCCUAUAAAGGAAACCUCACUGAUAAGGUGGAGAAGGAAGUUAAAGGAAUCAACUAUCAAAGUAUUGAUAGCAUGAAUGAUAAGAAAAUAGGACCAUGGACUACAAAUUGGUGGCAACAAUUUACAGUUUUACUAAAAAGGGGAGUGAAAGAAAGGAGACAUGAGGUCUUCUCCAUCCCCAAGAUCAUUCAGGUCAUUGUUGUGGCUUUACUCGCAGGUCUCUUAUGGUGGCAAUCCUCCAUUGCUCACUUACAAGAUCAGACUGGGCUUCUUUUCUUCUACUCUGGAUUUUGGGGCUUCUUUCCCGUCUUUCAAGCUAUCUUUACAUUCCCUCAAGAGCGUGCAAUGCUGAUGAAGGAGAGGUCUUCAGGCAUGUACAAGCUUUCAUCUUACUUCAUGGCUACGAUGGCUGGGGACAUGCCUAUGGAGCUUGUACUCCCAACCGUCUUUGUUACUAUAACGUAUUGGAUGGGAGGGUUGAGGCCCACAGCUUCCAACUACUUUAAGACCCUCUUCGUGCUCCUCUUCAGUGUCUUAUCCUCUCAAGGCCUUGGGCUCGCCAUUGGGGCUAUUGUCAUGAAGCUCAAGGCUGCAACAACACUCGGCUCUGUCAUAAUGCUCUCAUUUGUCCUUGCAGGUGGAUACUAUGUGCAACAUGUCCCAAUCUUCAUCGCAUGGAUAAAGUACAUCUCCCUUAGCCAUCACACGUACAAGCUCUUGUUAUGUUCCCAAUUCAGUAUGGAUGAGAUGUACCCAUGCGGACCUAAUGUAACAUGUGCAGUUGCAGAUUUCCCAUCGAUUAAGCAUGUAGGGCUUGAUCAUAAAGAAAUCUCAGUCAUGGCAAUGUUUGCAAUGCUUGUGGGCUACCGCUUGAUUGCUUAUCUGGCCUUGAUGAGGGUUGGCGUCACGCCUUCUAAGAAAUGAACACACUAGUCUAGUCGCUUAGCCUCUCUAUACUAAAACAUCUGGUUUGGUGGUGAGUUUUAAAAUGAGCAUA